AUGAUCAAUCUUGCGUAUUUUGUUUGGCUUCAGAAAGAUCAAUUGUUGUUGUCUUGGCUUCAAUCGACACUUUUGAGCGAAAUUCUAUCUCGUGUUCUUGGAUGCUCUCACUCGCAUCAACUGUGGGAUCGUUUGUUUAGUUACUUUCAUAAGCAAACUCAUGCGAAAGCUCGUCAGCUUCAGGUUGAAUUAUGUGCCCUAACUCUUGACACUCAGUCUGUUCAGGAUUAUUUGCUGAAAAUUCGUACGAUUAUGGAUUCUUUGGCCUCCAUUGGAGAUCUUGUUCCAAGCACUCAUCACAUUGAUGUGAUUCUUGAAGGUUUACAUGUUUAG
Molecule: messenger RNA, 333 nt
Organism: Vicia faba (fava bean)
Lineage: Eukaryota; Viridiplantae; Streptophyta; Magnoliopsida; Fabales; Fabaceae
Source: the annotation of a GenBank genome assembly